GACAACCCACACCCAAAUAUAAUAGACACCCCCAUCUCCCGUUCCUACCCCCUCUUCUUCUUCCCAAAUUAAAUAAUAUGGCAAAUUCAAACUCCACUGCUUCCCCUGCUCUCUAUAAAUCUCCGCUGUUCACCCCUCAACUUUUCAACGCCCUUACAAACACGACCCCAGAAAUGGCCGCAAUGAAGGAGCGGGGAGAUCAGCUGAUGGUGGGCUUGUGGGCUUUGGUGGCUGGAGGAAUAAUGGUGAUGGUCGGUGGGGCCCUCUUGAAGUGGGUUCAGGAGUGGGUGUGCGAGAAGCGGGUUGAUGUAGAUAAGAGGAGGAGGCUGCCGCCGGGGGAUUACGGGUGGCCGGUGAUCGGAAACAUGUUGGGUUUUUUUAGAGCGUUUAAGUCCAAUGAUCCUGACUCCUUCAUUGCCUCCUUCAUUAAGAGAUUUGGCCGUGGUGGAGUAUACAAAGCCUUCAUGUUUGGGAGCCCGACAAUCAUAGUCACAACUCCUGAAACCUGCAAGCAAGUUCUAAUGGAUGACGAACAUUUUGUGCCGGGUUGGCCAAAGGCAACUAAUGAUCUCAUCGGAAAGAGAUCUUUCCUCUUUAUAGUUCGUGAAGAACAUAAGAGACUGAGAAAGCUUACAUCUGCUCCGAUCAAUGGCUAUGAUGCUCUCACCACUUAUCUCGGAUUCAUCGAAGAAAGUGUUGUGAGUACUCUAGAUAAGUGGUCGAAGAUGGGUGAGAUUGAGUUUCUUACUGAGAUGAGAAGGUUAACUUUUAGGAUUAUUAUGCAUAUAUUUCUAAGCUCGGAGAGUGACACUAUAAUGGUGUCGUUGGAGAGGGUGUAUACCGAUUUGAAUUAUGGAAUGAGAGCCUUGGCUAUUAAUCUCCCUGGUUUUGCUUAUCACAGAGCAUUGAAGGCCCGAAAGAAGUUAGUUGAAGUUCUCCAGACGGUUCUAAAUGAAAGAAGAAUGACAAAGUCAAAAGUUUCCUCAAAAGAAAAAGACAUGAUGGAUAAUCUCAUUGAUGUUGAAGAUGAAAAUGGUGCAAAGUUGACUGACGAAGAGAUCAUUGAUAUUUUGAUUAUGUACCUCAAUGCUGGUCAUGAAUCUUCUGGUCAUAUCACUAUGUGGGCUACUGUCUUUCUACAAAAAUACCCAGAAAUCUUUAAAAAAGCCAAGGAGGAGCAAGAGGAGAUCCGAAGGAAUAUUCCACCUACACAAAAGGGAUUAACACUUAGAGAUGUGAGAAAAAUGGAGUACCUCUCUAAGGUCAUCGAUGAGACACUCCGCGUUGUUAACAUUUCUUUUGUUGCUUUCCGAGAAGCAACUGGGGAUGUUGAUAUCAAUGGGUAUAUUGUACCUAAGGGAUGGAAGGUGCAAACUUGGUACAGGACUGUUCACAUGGACCCAGAAGUCUAUCCGAACCCGAAAGAGUUUAACCCAUCAAGAUGGGAUGGACUCACACCAAAAGCAGGAACUUUCCUUCCCUUUGGAGGAGGAAGUAGGCUGUGCCCUGGAAAUGAUUUAGCUAAACUGGAGAUCUCCGUUUUCCUACAUCAUUUCCUCCUUGAUUACCAGCUAGUGAGACGCGACCCACAGUGUCCGGUGAGAUACCUACCUCAUCCGCGGCCUAAAGACAAUUGCAUGGCAAAAAUAAUAAAGGCGGCCAAAACAUCCAUGUAAACUUUGCAGAGAGUAUACAUGUCAACAACCUCAAACAAUUUUCCCAAUAUAAUGAAUUUAGAGGCCUUGUUUAUC
Asparagus officinalis (garden asparagus) is the source of this 1751-nucleotide messenger RNA. Its product is annotated as ent-kaurenoic acid oxidase-like. Gene Ontology annotation, molecular function: ent-kaurenoic acid monooxygenase activity; iron ion binding; heme binding. The transcript has 8 exons. Lineage: Eukaryota; Viridiplantae; Streptophyta; Magnoliopsida; Asparagales; Asparagaceae. The record is from RefSeq and is a predicted model, not a curated record. Gene Ontology annotation, cellular component: endoplasmic reticulum. The coding region runs from base 78 to 1676 and encodes 532 amino acids. Gene Ontology annotation, biological process: sterol metabolic process; brassinosteroid biosynthetic process; multicellular organism development.